CGCCCGCCCUCGCUCCCUCCCCUCCCCAGCACUGCCGCAUUCGCCGACUGCAGCUCCAGCCGCCGCCCGCGCCUCCCGGCCUUCCGCAGCCUCCGCGCCGCCAGCACCAUGGCCAGCACCCUGUCCGCCUACAAGGAGAAGAUGAAGGAGUUGUCAGUGCUGUCGCUCAUCUGCUCCUGUUUCUACUCACAGCCGCACCCCAACACCAUCUACCAGUAUGGGGACAUGGAGGUGAAGCAGCUGGACAAGAGGGCCUCUGGCCAGAGCUUCGAGGUCAUCCUCAAGUCCCCUUCUGACCUGUCCCCCGAGAGCCCAGUGCUCUCCUCUCCCCCCAAGAGGAAGGACACCUCCCUGGAGGAACUGCAGAAGCGGCUGGAGGCAGCUGAGGAGCGAAGGAAGACGCAGGAGGCGCAGGUGCUAAAGCAGCUGGCUGAGCGGCGCGAGCACGAGCGCGAGGUGCUGCACAAGGCGCUGGAGGAGAACAACAACUUCAGUCGCCUGGCGGAGGAGAAGCUCAACUACAAGAUGGAGCUCAGCAAGGAGAUCCGCGAGGCGCACCUGGCGGCGCUGCGCGAGCGGCUGCGCGAGAAGGUGCGCGCCGGGGCGGGGCUUGGCGAGGAGAGCGCGGGACCGGGGUCGAGGAGGGGGCGGGGCGAAGGGCGGGAGCG
Messenger RNA from Leptonychotes weddellii (Weddell seal), 668 nucleotides. NCBI's taxonomy places the organism in Eukaryota, Metazoa, Chordata, Mammalia, Carnivora, Phocidae. The record is from RefSeq and is a predicted model, not a curated record.